Epinephelus fuscoguttatus (brown-marbled grouper) is the source of this 3797-nucleotide messenger RNA. Its product is annotated as NLR family CARD domain-containing protein 3-like. The record is from RefSeq and is a predicted model, not a curated record. Lineage: Eukaryota; Metazoa; Chordata; Actinopteri; Perciformes; Serranidae. The transcript is spliced from 12 exons. Gene Ontology annotation, molecular function: protein binding.
CUUUGACAGCUGACCGUUUAAAUUUUUAAAGUUCCUCUUUGAGUGUUGUGUUGCAGCUUCUUUCUCCAUCUGAACCUCCAGCUGAAGUCUGUCUCCUGGUGUGUCUCAUCUUUCUUACAUGGACAGGGUCAAUCAGAGACCACCUGAACCCAGCUGUGUGUCCUUCAAGAGUGACCGCUCAAAGCAAAGACUUGUUAAGUUUAAAGAUGGAUCUGAACAACAACCAGACUCACCUGCACCCAGCUGUGUGUCCUUCAAGAGUGACCUGUCAAAGAGUGAACCUCUUAAUUUUAAAGAUGGACGUGAACGACAGAUCCAUCAGAGACCAGACUCACCUGCACCCAGCUGUGUGUCCUUCAAAACUGACCGGUCAAUGUCUGAACCAUCUUGGUUUAAAGCUGGACAACAAGUGGACCAGGAGAGCUCAGAGGUUCCCAGUGGUCAGUCUGCCCAGCAGCAUCAAACACACCUGGACUCCAUAUUUAUGCUGCUGGAGGAGAACAUCCUCACUUUUGUGAAGAAGGAGCUGAAGAAGAUCCAGAAGGUUCUGAGUCCAGAUUACCCAGAAUGCUUCGAGAGUCAGAGGGAGGAUGAGGAGGUGUUGGAGGGUGAGGAUGAAGAGCAGAGGAGGAGCAGCAGAGAGGCAUUUCUGAAGAUCACACUGCACUUCCUGAGGAGAAUGAAGCAGGAGGAGCUGGCUGACUGUCUGCAGAGCAGAACUGUUGCUGCAGCAUGUCGACAUAAACUCAAAUGUAACUUGAAGGAGAAGUUCCAGUGUGUGUUUGAGGGGAUCGCUAAAGCAGGAAACCCAACCCUUCUGAAUCAGAUCUACACAGAGCUCUACAUCACAGAGGGAGGGACUGCAGAGGUCAAUGAUGAACAUGAGGUCAGACAGAUUGAAACAGCAUCCAGGGAACCAGACAGACCAGAAACAACCAUCAGACAAGAAGACGUCUUUAAAGCCUCACCUGGAAGAGAUGAACCAAUCAGAACAGUGAUGACAAAGGGAGUGGCUGGCAUUGGGAAAACAGUCUUAGCACAGAAGUUCACUCUGGACUGGGCUGAAGACAAAGCCAACCAGGACAUACAGUUCACAUUUCCAUUCACUUUCAGAGAGCUGAAUGUGCUGAAAGAGAAAAAGUACAGCUUGGUGGAACUUGUUCAUCACUUCUUUACUGAAACCAAAGAAGCAGGAAUCUGCAGGUUUGAAGAGUUCCAGGUUGUGUUCAUCUUUGACGGUCUGGAUGAGUGUCGACUUCCUCUGGACUUCCACAACAAUGAGAUCCUGACUGAUGUUACAGAGUCCACCUCAGUGGAUGUGCUGCUGACAAACCUCAUCAGGGGGAAACUGCUUCCCUCUGCUCGCCUCUGGAUAACCACACGACCUGCAGCAGCCAAUCAGAUCCCUCCUGACUGUGUUGACAUGGUGACAGAGGUCAGAGGGUUCACUGACCCACAGAAGGAGGAGUACUUCAGGAAGAGAUUCAGAGAUGAGGAGCAGGCCAGCAGAAUCAUCUCCCACAUCAAGACAUCACGAAGCCUCCACAUCAUGUGCCACAUCCCAGUCUUCUGCUGGAUCACUGCUACAGUUCUGGAGGAUGUGAUGAAGAGCAGAGAGGAAGGAGAGCUGCCCAAGACCCUGACUGAGAUGUACAUCCACUUCCUGGUGGUUCAGACCAAAGUGAAGAACAUCAAGUAUGAUGGAAGAGCUGAGACAGAUCAUCACUGGAGUCCAGAGAGCAGGAAGAUGAUUAAAUCUCUGGGAAAAAUGGCUUUUGAUCAGCUGCAGAAAGGCAACCUGAUCUUCUAUGAAUCAGACCUGACAGAGUGUGGCAUCGAUAUCAGAGCAGCCUCAGUGUACUCAGGAGUGUUCACACAGAUCUUUAAAGAGGAGAGAGGACUGUACCAGGACAAGGUGUUCUGCUUCGUCCAUCUGAGUGUUCACGAGUUUCUGGCUGCUCUUCAUGUCCAUCUGUCCUUCAUCAACUCUGGAGUCAAUCUGAUGGCAGAACAACAAACAACUUCCAUGCUGUCUAAAGUCUUCAGAGAAAAACCUAAACUUAUACAUCUCCACCAGAGUGCUGUGGACAAGGCCUUACAGAGUCCAAAUGGACACCUGGACUUGUUCCUCCGCUUCCUCCUGGGUCUCUCACUGCAGACCAAUCAGAAACACCUACGAGGUCUGCUGACACAGACAGGAAGUAGCUCACAGACCAAUCAGGAAACAGUCCAGUACAUCAAGGAGAAGAUCAACCAGGAUCUGUCUGCAGAGAGAAGCAUCAACCUGUUCCACUGUCUGAAUGAACUGAAUGAUCGUUCUCUAGUGGAGGAGAUCCAACAGUCCCUGAGUUCAGGACGUCUCUCCACAGAUAAACUGUCUCCUGCUCAGUGGUCAGCUCUGGUCUUCAUCUUACUGUCAUCAGAAGAAGAUCUGGACGUGUUUGACCUGAAGAAAUACUCUGCUUCAGAGGAGGCUCUUCUGAGGCUGCUGCUAGUGGUCAAAGCCUCCAACAAAGCUCUACUGAGUGUCUGUAAGCUCUCAGAGAGAAGCUGUGAAGCUCUGUCCUCAGUUCUCAGCUCCCAGUCCUCCAGUCUGAGACACCUGGACCUGAGUAACAACAACCUGCAGGAUUCAGGAGUGAAGCUUCUUUCUGUUGGACUGCAGAGUCCACACUGUGCUCUGGAAACUCUCAGACUGAGUGGCUGUAACCUCUCAGAGAGAAGCUGUGAAGCUCUGUCCUCAGUUCUCAGCUCCCAGUCCUCCAGUCUGAGACACCUGGACCUGAGUAACAACAACCUGCAGGAUUCAGGAGUGAAGCUUCUUUCUGUUGGACUGCAGAGUCCACACUGUGCUCUGGAAACUCUCAGGGUGGAGCCUGGUGGAGUCCGAUGGUUGAGACCAGGUGUGAGGAAGUAUUCCUGUGAACUCACCAUCGACACAAACACAGUAAACAGAGAGCUCAAACUGUCUGACAACAACAGGAAGGUGGCAUAUGUGGAGGAGGUUCAGUCAUAUCCUGAUCAUCCAGACAGAUUUGACUACUGGCCUCAGCUGCUGUGUAGAACUGGUCUGACUGGUCGCUGUUACUGGGAGGUCGAGUGGACAGGAGGGGUUUAUAUAUCAGUGAGUUACAGAGGAAUCAGCAGGAGAGGAAACGGUACAGACUGUGUGUUCGGGGGGAAUAAUCAGUCCUGGAGUCUGGACUGCUCUGCUGGUCGUUACUCUGUCUGGUACAAUAACAAAGAAACACUCCUCUCCUCGUCCUCCUCCCCUUCCUCCCCAUCCUCUGUCUCUGGUAGAGUAGCAGUGUAUGUGGACUGUCCUGCUGGCACUCUGUCCUUCUUCAGAGUCUCCUCUGACACACUGAUCCACCUCCACACCUUCAACACCACAUUCACUGAACCUCUUUAUCCUGGGUUUGGGUUUGGGCUCAGAUCCAGGUUCUGGUCCUCUGGUUCCUCAGUGUUUCUGUGUUCUCUAUAGGAGUGAGAGUCUCCUCCUGUUAGAGAAACCUUCUCACUGCUGAACACAUGAGUUGAGUGUGUACAGGAUGUCACACAGCUGAUGUUAGUUCUGUCCCACCAUGUGUCCCUGGUUAGAUUCUGGUGGGGGACCUUUGCUUUAUGUCCCACCCCUCUCUGUCUCUCUCUGUGUCCAUGUUUGCUGUCUGCAGCCCCGACGUAUCUGUAAAGGCAACAUGUAAAUGAUGGAUUAUCAAAUCAAUCAUUGUUUAUGACACUGAACUUCUGAACACAUUGUCCCUGACUGUGUGUGAAUAAAGACUUUAUACUGCUGA